AUGAGCCUAGUUUCUUCGAUCACUAGCAAAGCAGCAUCAAGUGCUGUAUCUGCGGCUUUGGCUGCUAAUUCUACGGGAAGUACAAUGCGUGGUAGUUUCUACCUACCACCAUUCGAUCCUGAUGUACGCUCUCAUGACAUCCGUGAUUGGUGUGCAAAUGUUGACGAGACGAUUGCGGCUUUCCAUAUACCACCGCAAGAAGCAAGGAUGAAGGCUAUCCUUCAAAUAAAAGGUAGGGCCAAGAUUUGGGCAGACACGUGGUCGCUUCAAUCAACCACGUGGCAGCAAGUCAAAGAAGACCUCAUUCGAACUUUCGGCAAGGAGUUUCGAUAUGCUGACGACGUACAAAAAUGGCGCGGCUACACCUCCGAGCAAGCUAAAUUACGCGGAAUACACUACGACAGGCUGGACGCUGUUCAAACGUGUAAGACCAGAAGCUACGGACCCUGA
This is a messenger RNA of Arctia plantaginis, 450 nucleotides long. Lineage: Eukaryota; Metazoa; Arthropoda; Insecta; Lepidoptera; Erebidae. The record is from the annotation of a GenBank genome assembly.